This is a messenger RNA of Anopheles cruzii, 2298 nucleotides long. Its product is annotated as collagen alpha-1(IX) chain-like. The record is from RefSeq and is a predicted model, not a curated record. The annotation marks the transcript as partial. The transcript is spliced from 7 exons. NCBI's taxonomy places the organism in Eukaryota, Metazoa, Arthropoda, Insecta, Diptera, Culicidae.
GUUCAAAGUCUGUUGGUUCUGUGGCUGUGCCUGGCUGGCCUCACCAGAUCGCAGCUCGAGGAGGAUGAGGAGGAGUAUGAGGAGGGCCCGUGUGGCCGAUGGAAACCGGGCGAUGUGGAUCUUCGGUCGUUCGAUUUAAUCCGCGAGUUCCGGCUGGAUCAGUUCGAGUCCAGAAGCAACUACCGGCUGCACCGACUGCAGGGCACUAACGAGUACCAGACGGCCUAUCGGUUCGAGAAGGAGGCCAACAUGACGAUGCGCUCGAUUGAGGCGUUUCCGCUCGGGUUGCCGCAACAGUUUUCCUUCGAGUGCACAUACCGCAUCGAGGACGAGGGAGACUCGUCGUGGCAUCUGUUCGAGGUCACCAACGAAGUCCAGGAGAGCCAGCUGGCGAUCACGCUGAACCCUGGGCGACAGAUACUGCAGAUCGGACUUCCGGCGACGGAAGGCGAGCACCAGGUUGUCGAGUACCAUCACACGUCGCUGUUCGACCACAACUGGCACAAGAUCAUGCUCGGCGUAACGGACGAGUAUCUGAACCUUUGGAUCGAUUGUCGUCCCGUGCGAUCGAUCGAUGGGAACCUGAACGUGCCGCUUGAGCCGCGUGAUCGGUUCGACAUUGACGAUGGGUACGUGUCGAUCUCCCGGUUUGCGCAAACUUCCGUUUUCGAGCCCGAGUCUCCGGUGAUCGACCUGCAGUGGAUGGUGAUGAACUGUGACCCGACGCGGCCGGCCCGGGGAAACUGCGACGAGCUGCCGGUGUACGACGUGGCAUCGCUGACGGCGAACCUUCCGGAGGGGCCAACACCGCGCCCGGACUGUAAUGCCGUCUGCCCACCCGGCUACAAUGGAACCGAUGGAUCCCCCGGGACAGCGGGGCUGCCUGGACCACCUGGAGCUAAGGGAGAAGCGGGAGCAUUCGGUCGUAGGGGCCCGCCAGGACCGCGUGGAUUAGAGGGCCCUCCGGGGACAGCGGCCGUCGGCGCAAGAGGCGACAAAGGAGAGCCUGGGGUAGGCAUUAUGGGAUUGCAAGGUCCGAAGGGAGAACCGGGAGUGGCAGCCGUUGCUGGAGCAGCAGUUGCCGGCCCAGUGGGUCCCAGAGGGUUACCCGGCCAGCCAGGCCCACCGGGUGUUGGCACUCCAGGUGAGAAGGGGGAGCCUGGUCGCGCCGGACAGUCGAUAACGGGUCCCCGGGGUCUGAUUGGGCCACCGGGAGCUACCGGGCCGCAAGGAAACGAUGGACUACCAGGGCUGACGGGUCCAAAGGGAGCUCGCGGUGAACAGGGUCCCCGGGGUGACGGUGGCAUUGGACUUCCGGGAGUGCCAGGACCACAGGGAGCCAAAGGAGAGCCGGGCGACGUAGUAGCGGAGUCAGGUGCGAUUGGACCACCAGGAUUACCAGGACUUUCCGGCAGGGACGGCGAGAAGGGCGAAAAAGGAAACUCCGGUGUGCGUGGUCUUCCUGGCGUGCAGGGACUCCCGGGACUUCCGGGUGUCCCUGGUCUACCCGGGCCACCUGGCCCCACCGGUGAAGGAUCAGACGAUGGUGGUGGUGCAGGUGGCACUGGUGGUCGGUACUUUGAAAACUUUAUGUCCUACGGCCAUCGUGGCCCCGUCGGUUACACGGGCCUUCCAGGAGAACGCGGUGCCGGUGGCCUGCGCGGUCCAGAGGGUGCCUCAGGCAUUCCCGGCCCUUCCGGAGUGGAUGGAGCGCCGGGACCGCAGGGGAUCGCGGGACUCCCAGGACAAGUGGGAGCCCCCGGUGCACCGGGUGUUCCCGGGCGUAGCUACACCGAGGCGGAAGUGCGCGACAUCUGCCGUGCCGUGCUGCGAGAUCACCUGGCCGAGCUGACCGAAGGUUUGAUUGGACCACCGGGACCGCCGGGAGUAUCGAAACCGGGCCGCCAGGGAUCGCCUGGCCGCCCCGGAGAGAAAGGCGAACGUGGGUACGCCGGGUUUGCCGGGGAACGAGGUAUCCCCGGGGAACAGGGAGCCCCGGGUGCCCUUGGUCCGGCCGGUGAACGCGGUGAGCCGGGACUGCCGGGGGAGAAUGGACGAGACGGUGUCGGGAUUAUGGGACCCCGCGGCCCCAUUGGUCCUGCGGGGCCACCAGGCGACUCGAUCACUGGACCUCCGGGCCGUGCCGGUGAGCGUGGUGAAGCGGGCGGAGCAGGACACCCGGGCGUUCGGGGUGCUCCGGGAAUUCCGGGUGUUUGCCCGAACGAUUGCUACAUGGCGGCGGCGGCCGCCGCGCAGAACUUCCGCGCCAACCAGCAGACCAAGGGCCCCAACUACUAA